Rotaria socialis is the source of this 507-nucleotide messenger RNA. Lineage: Eukaryota; Metazoa; Rotifera; Eurotatoria; Philodinida; Philodinidae. The record is from the annotation of a GenBank genome assembly.
AUGUUUGUAUGUAUAAUACUAGUGGCAGUUUUUGCCACAAUCGCUGUUGACAUCCGAGGGCAGUCAAUCGUGGGGUUUACGACUGGUAGAAGUGAUAGCCCAUGUGCAGGAUACUGCGACGGUACUGUUCUUAUCCAGCCAUCAACCAUCUCUACAUGGGAGAGUAGCACGGCGACUAAAAGCGCAUUUCCUGAAAUCCAACAGCAAUACAAUGUCAAUUCUAUUGAUUUCACUGAAUUGAAUGCACGGGUAGGUAACCUUUCAGCCUGGCAAGCAUUGCCUAUAACGAUUGGAUGUCUGAGCUGUGAUGGUCAAGGUUUCGAAUUCCUGGGUAUUCUCACCGACAAUCAGUUAAAGUACAGCGUUAUGUUUGAGUACAAUUCAACAAUACCGGCUUUGAAUCAUUUGUCAGUCUGGCCCGAGCCAUUCGUGAACAAUACAUCCCUUCAGGUGGUGCCUCCACGUGUACGUGUACAAAUCAAAAUGCAAUUGCAGACUGAUGAAUAA